AUGGUUUCUUUGAGGAAGCAUGGGUGGUGGGUGGUUGCACUCGCGGCUCAGCAUCUCAACGCCCAGAAGCUAUUAGCGAGUCUUGACUAUGGCUCGUUUCAGGGCACGUACGAUGUCCGAUAUAAUAUCUCGUACUGGCAGAAAAUCCCUUAUGCAGCACCGCCGGUGGGCGGAAACAGGUUCCGAGCGCCGCAGCCUCCCCUGCCAAUUACCAGCGGAGUAUAUAACUCAUCUCAGACUUUUGACAUGUGUCCGCAGAGAGCAGUGAACGGAUCCGAGGAUUGCUUAUAUCUUGGGUUAUACAGCAGGCCGUGGACGACGUCGCAACCUUUGCGGCCCGUGGUCGUAGUAUUCUACGGCGGCGCAUUCGUCCAGGGCUCAGCCUCAUUUACAAUCCCUCCAUCGGCCUACCCGGUGUUGAACGUCUCCGACUCCAGUAAUAUGAUUUUCGUAUACCCAAACUACCGUCUCAACGCCUUCGGCUUCCUUCCUGGCAAGGAAGUGGCAGACGACCCACACUCCAAUGCCAACGCCGGCUUAUUGGACCAAGAGGCUGCUCUCAUCUGGACUCAGAAGUAUAUCAAGCAAUUUGGAGGCGAUCCAACCGAGGUCAGCAUCUGGGGUCAAUCUGCUGGUGGAGGCAGCGUCGUCGCACAGGUUAUUGGGCGGAAGCACGAUGUCCCUUUGUUCAAGAGAGCGCUGGCUUCCAGUCCGUUCUGGCCCAAGACCUACAGCAACGACGAUCCCGAAGCACAGGCGCGCUAUGAGACACUGGUUAGCUUGACGGGUUGUGCUGGGCCAGACAGUCUGAAAUGCCUCAAAAGGGUGGAUGUAUCCGUGAUUCGAAAUGCGAGUUAUGCCAUGGUUUCUGGAAACAUGUAUGGACCAACCUCGUAUCCAUGGAGUCCCGUUAUCGACGGGGAGUUCCUUCGGAAGCCCCUUUCUGAGGCCGCCAAGUCCUGUAGUGUCAACAACCAGCUUGGCUUCUCUAUGUACAAUACACACGAAGGCGAAAACUUUGUGUCAUCCAAUGUUGUAUAUGACUCCUGGGUUGUUGAUUUUCUACCAAAGUUCUCAGCAGCCGACCUCGACCGCCUGAACGCGUUAUAUCCAGUCGCCGGACACGCAGAGUCAAUCCCAACCUAUAACGACUCAUACACCCGUGCCGGACUGAUUUAUCGCGAUUCCGUCCUGGCUUGUCCGGCGUAUUGGACGGCGGGUGCAGCACCGAAGGGCAGCUGGCUGGGAGAGUACACCAUUUCACCUGCAAAACACGCCUCCGACUGGAACACGGUGAACGCCAUCCAGCAGACCGACCCCCUGCACUAUGAAGGAUACGCUGGCGCAUUUGCUUCUUACUUCAUGACAGGCGACCCAAACGCGCUGAAGCUGACAGCAGAGGACGUUGCUGGCGUGCCGGCCCUCAAAACGGGCCAAGAAUUCGUGAUUGAUAGCGCUGGAUUCACAACGAGGAACCUCUCACAAUUUAUGGAGAGGUGCGACUUUUGGAGAGAAGUCGCUCCAAGGUUGCCUGUAUAG
Neoarthrinium moseri is the source of this 1539-nucleotide messenger RNA. RefSeq lists its product as uncharacterized. The record is from RefSeq and is a predicted model, not a curated record. The transcript has 5 exons. The coding region runs from base 1 to 1539 and encodes 512 amino acids. Lineage: Eukaryota; Fungi; Ascomycota; Sordariomycetes; Amphisphaeriales; Apiosporaceae.